Poecilia latipinna (sailfin molly) is the source of this 856-nucleotide messenger RNA. RefSeq names its product agouti related neuropeptide (gene agrp). The record is from RefSeq and is a predicted model, not a curated record. Lineage: Eukaryota; Metazoa; Chordata; Actinopteri; Cyprinodontiformes; Poeciliidae. Gene Ontology annotation, cellular component: extracellular region. Gene Ontology annotation, biological process: positive regulation of feeding behavior; hormone-mediated signaling pathway; adult feeding behavior. The transcript is spliced from 5 exons. Gene Ontology annotation, molecular function: type 1 melanocortin receptor binding; neuropeptide hormone activity. The coding region runs from base 351 to 776 and encodes 141 amino acids.
UCGACAUUAAGCUCUUUAUUUCUUGCAUCUUUCUUGUUACAAUCUUCUGAUUGGUUUGUUUUAGUUCUGGUCUCAACUCAGCACAUCCGGUUCUGACUCUUCAAGCCAGACAGAACCGAGCCUGGACCUGUUCCUCUGCUGGACCGGUUCUGUUGCUGAAGUUCUAGGCGACGCCCCCAGCUGGUCAUGUGACCUCUUCCUGUUGAUGGGCCUUAAAUCACCUUCACUUCCUCCAGAGGCAGAAACGCAGCGGCUGCCUCAGCCACAAGAAGCUCUUGUUGGAGAAGCCGAGGAUUGUGGGAGUUGUAGUGCAGAUUUUUCUUCUUCUUGUGUUUGGUGACGGCAGCAGGAUGUUCGGCAUGCUACUGCUCUGCUGCGCCUCCUCCGGUCUGCUGCGGCCGGCAGCCUCCCUGGUCCACGGAGGAAUCCGGCUGGACGACACCCCGCCGGCUGCUGUCCGCCCCGACGCCGCCUACCUGGCUGACAUCGAUAGAGGCCACGCCCCCAGCCAUCUUCAAGAUGGCGGUCUCCUUCCUGUGGACUCAGAGGAAGACCGCUUGCUGAUGGAAGCAGGCUCCAACAAUGAGGACUCGUCUGCGCUGCAGCUGCAAGGCAGAGCUGUGCGUUCGCCUCGCCGCUGCAUCCCUCACCAGCAGUUCUGUCUGGGUUACUCACUGCCCUGCUGCGACCCCUGUGACACCUGCUACUGCCGCUUCUACAACGCCAUCUGCUACUGCCGCCCGGUGGGCCACACCUGUCCACAGAGACCCACCUGACCCACCUGACCCACCUGAACCACCUGAACCACCUGAACCACAUGACCCACCUGAACCACCAGACCCACCUGACCCACCUG